AUGGAAGCAAAUCUAGCCAUAAAUGUCCUUAAAAGAAGUCUCCUGACAAGCAGAGAUAGCCAUCUGAGUUUGAUUGUCUUGCAGAAUGAAUGCUCGUUCCAGAAAUACAGGCAGUUUAGAAAGCCAUCCAUUCAUGUUUAUAAUGCAUCUCAAAGUAAUUUAUUCAUCUAUUCUUAUGUGCUUCUUUUUAGGUAUGCAGCCCCUGAGCAAUAUAUUAUGAGUACACAGACCCCAUCUGCACCCCCUGUCCCUGUGGCAGCUGCGCUUUCCCCUGUUCUCUGGCAGAUGAACUUACCAGACAGAUUUGAUAUUUACAGCACAGGUCUUAUAUAUUUGCAAAUGGCAUUCCCACCUUUGCGCACUGAUAGUAGUCUCAUCCAAUUCAAUCGCCAGCUUAAAAGGUGUGGUUAUGACAUGGCUGCAUGGAGAGAGACAGUAGAAACCCGAGCCAGUCCAGAGCUUCGUCGUGCAUUUGAUCUUAUGGAUCUAGAUGGUGGCAUUGGCUGGGAGCUUCUGUUGUCUAUGGUGCGUUUUAAGGGCCGGCAACGGAUAAGUGCCAAGGGUGCUCUAGCACAUCCAUAUUUUGUGAGACAAGGUUUAUUGGCUCUGUCUUCCAUGCAGAGGUUGAGGUUGCAGUUGAUUAGGGCUACCGAGCAGGACUAUAAUGAAGCAUAUCAGUGGAUUACCAGGCUUAUGGCAAAAUCUGGCACAAUGGCUGCAGGUGGCUUCACAGAGGCCAAGUUGCAGGAACUUAGGGAAAUUCGUCCAAAAAAUAAAUCAACAGUUCAGCGUAAUGCAUUAGCAUCUGCUUUACGCUUGCAGCGGAAAAUAGUCAAAACUCUAGAUGAGAGUAUAGAUGAAAUAAGAAAUAACAGAAAGAGCAUCUGGUGGAGAAGAUGGAUUCCAAGGGAGGAAUGAUCCCAUGUAAAUUAUAGAAUGAAGAAAACAUGUAAUAUAAUUCCUGACACACUAUAAUCUUUAUGCUGUAAUAUCAAUAUUAGAUAAAUCAAACAUUUAAUGUCUUUCAUAUGCACACUCUGUUAGUUUCCGUACUUCUCUUUGAUGCUUUUGGUAGGAUAACUGACCUCAGCAUGUAUUAUAUAGAGGUGCGUCUGGAUUAGGUUAGCCAAACCUUGUAAGGUUUGCUCUUGAUGAUAACCAAAGCUGCCGUCUUCAAAGUGAAAUUUCACCGUAUGCUUCUGUAGGUAUUUUGAUGUGAAUUCAAAAAAGGAUUUACCAAACAUGUUGAUUAACCAAAUUUUUCGCAUCCUUGGAUAUGGAUUUUAAUGCUUCUUGCUUUUUGUUAAUCGCCUCAAGUUAAUUGAACAUGAAUGUAAUAAUGGCCUCUGUUCUUUGCA
Messenger RNA from Cryptomeria japonica (Japanese cedar), 1358 nucleotides. RefSeq names its product serine/threonine-protein kinase STN7, chloroplastic. Gene Ontology annotation, molecular function: ATP binding; protein kinase activity. Gene Ontology annotation, biological process: protein phosphorylation. The record is from RefSeq and is a predicted model, not a curated record. The coding region runs from base 1 to 918 and encodes 305 amino acids. NCBI's taxonomy places the organism in Eukaryota, Viridiplantae, Streptophyta, Pinopsida, Cupressales, Cupressaceae. The transcript is spliced from 6 exons.